AUGUCUGUUGAUUUAUCUGUGUUUGGAGGAGUUAGUCCUGCUCACAAUGAUUUCCGUAGUGAUACAUUGACCACUCCCACCUUGGAAACGGUUCAAGCCAUUUCCAAUUCCACUCUUGGUGACGCAGUCUAUGAAGAAGAUGACAAAACCCAUGAGUUAGAACAAUAUGUUGCUAUACUUUUAAAUAAACCCAAGGGUCUCUUUUGCGUUUCUGGUACAAUGUCUAAUCAAAUUGCCGUUCGUACCCACUUGAAACAACCUCCUCAUUCUGUAUUAUGUGAUUAUCGUGGUCAUAUUUUUGUUAACGAAGCUGGUGGAUUAGCUACUCUUUCCCAAGCAAUGGUGCAACCAAUUCACCCAAAGAAUGGUAAGUACAUGACAUUGGUAGAUGAUAUUGAACCUAACUUCAUACCAGAUGAUGGCGAAAUUCAUGGUGCUCCUACUAAAGUGAUUGCACUUGAAAAUACCUUACACGGAAUGGUGUAUCCAAUCGAAGAAAUCAAGAGAAUCUCCGUCUUUUGUAAGGAGAAUGAUGUCAAAUUGCAUCUAGAUGGUGCCAGAUUAUGGGAUGCUCUGGUCCAUGAUGAACUCCCAUUACUGGAAUAUGGUCAAUAUUUCGAUUCUAUCUCAAUUUGUCUUUCUAAGGGAAUUGGUGCUCCAAUUGGCUCUAUUCUUGUUGGUGACGAGAAAUACAUUACUAAAGCAAAUCAUUUCCGCAAGCAGCAAGGUGGUGGUGUCAGACAGUCAGGUAUUUUGGCUGCAAUGGCUUUGGCUGCUAUUAAAGGUAAUUUCCCCAAGUUUGCUCAAGUUCACCAAUACACCAAAGAAGUUGCAGACGUAUGUGAUUUGCUAGACAUCCCUUUGGAGCAUCCUCCACAGACCAAUUUUAUCUUUAUUGAUCCCUCUAAGAACAUCGCCAAACUUGUUGAGAUUCUGACUGCUGCUGGACUAAAGGUUAACUCAGGGAGAUUAGCAUUUCACCACCAAAUUACUCGUGAAAGUGUAGAUAAGAUCAUUCAAGUGCUUAAGGAAUGGUGGCUGAAGCAUAAUAAGGAAUCUGGGUCUGGAACUUACUACAAAUAG
Molecule: messenger RNA, 1083 nt
Organism: Lizanozyma spartinae
Lineage: Eukaryota; Fungi; Ascomycota; Pichiomycetes; Serinales; Debaryomycetaceae
Product: threonine aldolase
Exons: 1
Coding region: 1-1083 (360 amino acids)
Biological process (GO): L-threonine catabolic process; glycine biosynthetic process
Cellular component (GO): cytosol
Molecular function (GO): L-allo-threonine aldolase activity
Source: RefSeq, a predicted model, not a curated record